This is a messenger RNA of Gadus macrocephalus (Pacific cod), 2694 nucleotides long. RefSeq lists its product as uncharacterized. The transcript has 3 exons. NCBI's taxonomy places the organism in Eukaryota, Metazoa, Chordata, Actinopteri, Gadiformes, Gadidae. The record is from RefSeq and is a predicted model, not a curated record. Bases 743 to 1636 code for a protein of 297 amino acids.
AGAGAGAACGCAACCCAGAACAGGCAGUCAGACACUCGAGACAGGCAGCUCAUGCAUUAGUUGAGGGACGCUCAAGGCAGGGCAUCCACGGAUUCCAAGAUAAGUGUCUCUCCACGCGCGCCUAUACAAUUCACUUCCUUUAGCUUCUUAGAGAUUAGACCAAACCUUGACCAAAUAAAGUGAGUUAAAAGCGAUCCUGAUUCGGUCACCUUUUCAAGAAGAACAAGACCAUUUGGCGACUAUUGACGUGAUUCUGAGGAAGGACCAGGGUUUGGGACUCGUCGCAGACGAGCGACGGGCUGAGGAUCACCAGCCCUCCAGGGGCUCAUAGAACCAGGUGCCGAGGACGUAGAGAGCGGGGAAGGGCUCAGUAAAUCAAGAGAGAACCCCCUCUAUAGUUAAAGUCACACCUAAACGACUCCCCCAGCUCGCAGAGAAUAGGAACCAUCACCAGUUCUACCUCAGUGACUCCCUCUGCUGGCCAAGAAGAGGAACUACCACCAUUUCCACCUCAGUGACUCCCUCUGCUGGCCAAGAAGAGGAACUACCAUCAGUUCUACCUCAGCGACACCCCCUACUGGCCGAGAAGAGGAACUGCCACCAGUUCUACCUAAACGACUCCCACUGCUGGACAAGAAAACUAUCAUAAGUCCCAACUAAGCCCCCCCCCUGCAGGUCAAGAAGCGAACUACUACUGCUUUUCCCCACACCUAGCUCCAGAACACGCGCGCUUCCGGACUGGAUGAUCAUAAUGCCAAUCGUCAUGGCAGCCCGUCCGACAGACGUAGAGGGGAGAGAUAGCUACACACCGUGGGGCCAUCGUCGGGACAUGGUCGGUCUGGCCGCCCGCUUGCCCCGUCUGACGGACGGAGCAGCGGCCUGGAUCAGGGAGUUCGAGAAAGAGUCGUCUGGAGUCGUCCUGGGCUUGGGCGAUGUACGAGCCAUGCUCGACCGUGCGCAAGCUUUUGAACUGGAAAAAUUGACCCGAACCGCCGAACUACCCGACAGAACCUUCUUCAAUCCAUACCGGAACCUCUUCUGGGAGCGCCUCAGAGAACUCUUCCCGGCCGUCACAGUGGGAAUCUCCGGCGUGAGCAUCAAACCCGGAGAAUCCAUCUCUGAAUACAUCGACAGGGCCCGAGGGCUGUGGGCGGAAUGUAACGACUGCUACGCACACAGCUGGCCAGCGGUCGAGAUAUUCAAGAUACAGCUCCUACAAGGACUGCCGGCCGAGGUCCGGAAGGCCCUGGAGACGGUGGUGGCACUGUCCGCCAAACCGUGGGAAGAGUGGAAAGAGCACCUCGUCCACCACUACUGUCUCGAUCUAGAGCGGCGGGUAGCCAUGGACGACGAACUCAAAGAACUGAAGAGGCAACUCAUGAGGUUGCAGAUUAAGAAGCUCGAAGAGAAGUCCCUGCUGCGCGAAAAAGCUGAAGACACCCAGGAGCCGCCGACACUCUUCCCAUCAUUUCUGGCCCUGCCUCCGGCGUACCCGGGCAUCUCGCCGCCCGGGUGGCUGCCCCCGGGAUACCAAGACACCGAUAUCCCCGAGUACAUGAUGGCCGCCCUGCAGCUACAGGACCAGGGCCAGGGCGGCCGGGCGGGAAGAGGCCGGCGAGGGCCACGACCAAAGUGAUCAUAUCACCUAGAGAUAAUAGUCGACAAUACUUAAAAUUAGACUUAAUACGUACGAUAAAAUGUUAUCCAAAUUUCUAUUUCAUGUUAUCCACAGUGAAGGAGUGUGGGGGGGGGGGGGGCUGCCGAGAUAAGGGAGGUGCUUCCCCACUCAGAGUGGUGGACCACACCAGGGGGUACUGAAAGCAUACUUCAGAUAAAACAAUACGGUUAGUAAGGAAAUGGUCUUCACUAUAAUUGAUUAAUUACAUUUGUGUCAACCAAUUUACUGACUUGUGAUCAGAUGUUCACAUUAUGGCUAAUUUGUUUUUCUUUAGAUUUAGUUUUUGUUUUGUUUUUUGUGUGUCACUGUACCGUUAUUAACCAAAAGUAUGACAAUAAUUGUUGGGAUGACUCUUUAUUCUACCCAGUGUUCUGUAGUAACACCUGUAUCUAAGAGAAUCAAUAUUCCUUGCUUACUUGAAUGACGAAUUGUUGAAUAACCACUGACGGUUAUGUUCGUUAUUGCAUAGUAUUGUUUGGUUGCAAUUGUAACAAGUCGAUUCUGUAUCACUGCACUGAUAAUGGAACUGUUGAAUUUCUUUGAGCCAGUUGGGAACAUGUUCCUAACUUUUGGUACAGCCGGGUUGACGACACCUGGAGGAGGCUCACAUGUGAUCGUGCUAGUAACCUCUCCAUGUGAGCCGCGCCCUGGACAAAAAGGGACGAACAUUGGAUUCAUGAAUUACAGGUCCUGAUGACACCAAAGGAGACGGGAGCAACGACUACAACGAUGUCCGAAACCCUCCACAUACAUCCAGCGCACCAAUACAUGAAGACCACACGAGCCAGUCAAAUCCAUGCAAGCUUGCAGGGAAUUUUAAAUCUUAACUUGUAUUCUUAUGUCACCUAUUUUUUGUACUUUCGACUUUCAAUGCAUGCUGAAAGUGUUCAACUUUGUAUUAUUCAUAUCUAGAAGUAUUAGUUGAGAUUUAUAUGGAUGCAUUUAUCCGUCUAUACAAUUCCCCUCCUUUUGCUACAGAGACCAAACCUUUACCAAAUAAAGUGAGUUGAAAGCAA